Messenger RNA from Podarcis raffonei (Aeolian wall lizard), 4806 nucleotides. It is a transcript of the gene IGSF5, whose product is annotated as immunoglobulin superfamily member 5. The transcript has 9 exons. Bases 246 to 1766 code for a protein of 506 amino acids. The record is from RefSeq and is a predicted model, not a curated record. Gene Ontology annotation, biological process: cell-cell adhesion. Lineage: Eukaryota; Metazoa; Chordata; Lepidosauria; Squamata; Lacertidae.
GCAAACAGAGUCGCACAAAAGCCGCAUCAGAAACCAGAAGUUGCAGGAAAUGCUUUGUGUGGGGCCUUCCAGAGGAAUAAUAUAGAAACUGGUUGAGAGUUAAUCGGAAUAUUUGAGUGUGUGGCUAUAUGAGGAGUUACUUGGAUGGAAGAGACAGCAACAAACAGGUUUUCUUUCUCAGAAGAGACUAAGGUUUUUCAUGUGACAACCUACUGGUAAGAAGGUUCAUCGGAAGAGCUUGCUAAAUGGAUAGAUAUUGGGAAUGGAUUUGGCUGGCUUUCAGCCUUUUAGUCUUGCUAACAGAUACUGGGUUUGGCUACUCCAUCAUAGAAGGUCCCAGAAAUUUAACAAUUCUUGCUGGUUCAGUGGCUCAUUUUAACUGUACAGUGUCAGAAGGGUAUAAGAUUUUGAUAUGGCUUUUCAAUGGAACCCCUAUAUUGACUGUACUGGGUAACGGAACACCUGUUAUAACAAAUCCGAAAUACAAUCAGGAUGGUUUUCAAAAUGGUACUGAGUUCACCUCCGGACUCAAGAUUUUUGAUGUCCAGCUACAUGAUUCUGGAGAAAUAAAAUGCAGCCUCCAGAACUUUCAGGAAGAUAAAUACGCAUUUCUUUCUGUUCAAGUUAAUGGAUCUUUGACUAUCAAACCUGGCAACUUGACAGUAAGAGAGAACCAAACAACUGAGAUAAUUUGUGAAGCUCUUGGAUGGGCUCCUGCUCCACAGAUUUCCUGGAUGGUAAAUAAUAUUACAUUAGAUAAUUCCAUGUACAUUACCAACCAGAGUCAAGGAUCAAAUGGCUUGUACAAUGAAGAGAGCAUCUUAACCCUGACACCAGUGACCAAUAGCACUGUGACUUGCUUUGUUGCUAUAGAUGCACUCCCUGAGCCACAGAAUGCAACUGUGACACUUACUGUGUAUCAACCUCCUUCAAUAGCAGGCGAUGACGGACGAACUCGAACUAUAAUUUUAGCAGUUGUAUUGUCAGUUGUUGGUUUCCUCCUCCUGAUCCUUAUUAUUCUGCUUAUUAUCUGCUGCUGCAAAAGAAGGAAAGACUCCAAGUAUCAAGAGGAGAUGAGAAAGGCAUCAGAAAAGAAAAAUGCUGAUAGAAAUUUGGAGACAGACAGACACAGUGGACAAGAAAAUUAUGCAUACAGUCCAGAGGAAACUAGGCGUGCUGGGCAAAUGACAGGAGUUCCCUCUUUCUCCCCAGAUAACUCUAGCCUGUAUGCUCCAGACGGGGAUUUAGACGUGAAUCCUGCAUCACAGAUCUCACCACAGUUUUCUAGCUCAUCACAGUCUCUUCAACGUAUCUCCCCUGCCCCAUCUUUUCACAACGUUAAUCGACGUUCACAAAAAGGCGCAGCACAGCAAUCCCGGGCUAUUCCUACAGUUCGAUUCAGGAGCGUCUCUUCAAAGUCCCACAAAUCCAGGGCUCCCCAGCUACGUGUUUCAAAAUUGCACCCCCAUAUUUACCGAUCUGAUGGCAAACGUCGCCACACCAGGAAGGUGUACCCUCAAAGGUGGCAAUCUGGUGGCCAGCAUAGAUACACGAGGAGGCCAACACACCAUCCUGAACAAUCAAAGGCCCAAGAUACUCAAACCCACCAUUCCAGAAAGCAGCAUUUGCCUCACAGAGGACAACAGAAGGAGAGUCCACCUCGACAAAGUGAGCCUCACUCCCAGCAGAGACUGCAAGAAUUCCAGAGAAAACAAUUAUAUCCAGACACCAGGACAAAGGUGCUCAGAGUUCAGCCUCCCCCAUAAAGGAAUUACUAUUAUUACUGAUGAUGAUGGGGAACCAGAAGUCCACGCCCAGCACAUCUGAGGUCUCUGCAUAAUAUUUGGACCAAGAAUCCCCCAAUGUCCAUAAAAGUAGUUUAGGGUGCAAUCCAAACUUCCCAAACAGGUGGACGGGCAGAAGUGGACUCGUGGAUUUCCUGUUAGUGUCUGCAGUGGAAGCCAGCAGAAAGCCCUCGGAUGGGGUGUUUCAUGGAUGGUUUGAACCACCUGGGUUCAACUGGAUCCUAGGUUGCCCCACUGCCAUCAAAUGACAACAUCAGGCCCAAUCCAGACCUGAUUGCUGCACCACCUCCAAGCUGACACAGCAGCUUUCCUGCCUUAUCUUCCACCAUUGGAGCCAACUCCUAGGAGCCAAGAUGUCUUUGCUCCCCCCCCCCAUAAAAUAUUUGAGGGAGCCAGGCUCCACCCAAGUUGAUGGGCAUUGCUAUUCAAAUGGAGUGUGUGCACCACGUCAUCUGAUUGAUUAUGUGAGGCGGGGCUUCCCUGGGCCACCCAACAUUUUAUUCAAGUUGGCACCCCUGUCUUCUACUCCAUCCAACAUAUGUGACAGGGCUGUGGAAGCUCCACUGAUCAGCGGUUAGGGAUAGGGUUGUGCUCUUACUUUUUAUUAUUAUUAUUAAGCAGAGUUACUGGUUUUUUUUUGCAACUUUUGAAUAUCUUCACAAUUGUGGAAAUGUGAACCACAUACUUUGUAAUUCUAUGCCCACUUACCUCAAUAAGACUUGCUUACUUACUCAAUGGGACUUAUUUCUGAUUGUACUGCUGUUCUUUUUGCCAAGAACAAAUGAGAUUGGAUUUUUUAUUUUCCCCAUCUUUGAUUAACAAACUGGGUCCUAUGAAUGAAAAUAUGCUUAUUUUUCUGAGAUGUCUAAAAACAAGUGAAAUGAGUAGGGAAAAUUCCCAUUGAAUUCCACAGCAUUUAUGUCAUGCUUUAGGACUGUAGCUAAUCCUGAAAAUUUGAUGACAUUGCAUUUAAAAUUGAAAUAUAAAUUUGCUAAAUGAUGUAAACAAAAUGCCAUGGUAAUUUCUGGGAUCAAAAUUAAUGUUUAUACAUGUAUUUCUGUCCUUUAUUAUUAUUAAUACAUUAUAUUAUUUAUUCCAUUUAUAUCCUGCUUUUCCAUCAUGGGCCUAAAGGUGGCGAUCAUGUAAUUACAGGGGCUAUUUUCUCUCUCUACAAACAAUAAAUAAGAGAGCCAUUAGAUAACCAAAUCCCAAAUUAAAAAGCAUUCAAAAUGUUUGCCAGAUAGAAUUAGAAAUACAUCCACUCUGUUGUCCUAAUGAAUUUAUAACAUAAAACAAAUUAGACAAGUAAUUAAAGGAGAAAUUAAUGCAGUAAAAGGAAAAUGGAAUCAUGAGGCUCAGUCACUUUUGUAAAUGGGCCUAUUAGGAUUUAUUGAAUGAAGGAGAAAAUAGCUGACAAGCAAAAUGAGGAGGGUGGGGGAAGGAUCCAAAAUCUCUUUGUGCGAGGACCAGAAGGGAUCCAGUACGAAUGGAGCAGGCAAGAGGAAGACGAAGGUGGCAUAAUUCUCUUGAGGGACAUAUUUUGUUAAUUCAGUAGAGUGAUGGGAGUGUCUUGCUUAUUGUCCAUUAAUUAAUUAGUUCCCAACUACUGGUUAAAGCCAGAUGGUCCACUAGACAAACAUAAAUGUAAAGGACCCCUGGAUGGUUAAGUCCAGUCAAAGGCGACUACAGAGUUGCGGCACUCAUCUCGCUUUCAGGCCGUGGGAGCCGGCUUUUGUCCACAGACAGCUUUCCUGGUCAUGUGGCCAGCAUGACUAAACCGCUUCUGGCACAACGGGACACUGUGACAGAAGCCAGAGUGCAUGGAAACGCCAUUUACCCUCCUGCAGCAGCAGUACCUAUUUAUCCACUUGCACUGGCGUGCUUUCGAACUGCUAGGUUGGCAGGAGCUGGGACAGAGCAACGGGAACUCACCCCAUCAGGGGAUCUGAACCGCCGACCUUCUGAUUGGCAAACUCAGUGGUUUAGACUCCAGUCUACUGAGGGGGCAGUGUGUUGCCAUUAGUUAGAAAUGCCACUGCUGCACCAAACCCAGAAAAGAUGGGUCACCCUGUGGCCAAGGGAAAAGAGGAGAAAUCAACAUGCAAGGAGAGGUGAAUGCAGGGGGCAGAAAGAGCGAGUGGAACCAGAAGGGGAGAAGGGAGUGAUUAUUUAUGCUAAGCAGGUGCCUAUGGACAGUGCAGGUAAUGUAGCUUUCCAACAUAGGUUUAUGCUGUUUGCAUUUGAAAGAUCAGCCCUCAGAAUUUUGGCUAUGUAAGGGUCAGGACCAGCCAUGCCAUUAGGCAGAAUGCUGCAAUCACCCGAGGCAGCAAAUGCCUUCUGCCCACCAUUCUUCUUGAACUCCUUGCCCAUUUCCCUCUGGCAAAGAGCAGGGGUGUGUCUGCCACCCAACCUGUCCUGCAUUCCCUAAGCUACUGAAAUCUUCUAAGUUUCACCAGUUGGAGGAUGCUAUCCCAUUGUCUGUGCUGGUCAGCGUCUACACAUGGUGAUGGUAAAAUGGACAUCUUUACUGCAGGCAGCAAAUAUCUUUGGCUGGUCCUGGUAACGAUCACUGCUAUUGUCUCAACAAAUUAUGGGUGAGAAGCUGAGGAAGAGAGAGGGAAUGUUUGAAAAGGAACAAAAAUAUUGAGUUACCAUCUAAUGAAAAGUCUAGUGAAAACGUUGCCAGCAAUUGACUUUACAAUAAGGAUGAAUCAAGGCAGAAUAGUGUAUUGAUAAAUGAAGGACACUGGUAAUUAAAACUGGAGAGGGUACAGUUAUACUAAAAGCAGUUGCAAUGAGAAGAUAUCUGCCCACCCUGUCCCAGGAACAAAAAGUUAAAUGUUUGUCUUAGAUAAGGACACAAUGGUGGUGAAAUGUCAUGGUUUGCAAGGAGACUGUUCUGCACCAUACAGUAUCAGCUGGGUGGAUGUUGUGAUCCAGUUCUUAAUGGAUUUAGAAGGAAAAUAUGUUUCUUUUUUAAAAGAUAAAUAAAUAUUAGUUU